Messenger RNA from Sorex araneus (European shrew), 2355 nucleotides. RefSeq names its product ASPSCR1 tether for SLC2A4, UBX domain containing (gene ASPSCR1). Gene Ontology annotation, molecular function: protein binding. Bases 698 to 2290 code for a protein of 530 amino acids. The transcript is spliced from 15 exons. The record is from RefSeq and is a predicted model, not a curated record. Lineage: Eukaryota; Metazoa; Chordata; Mammalia; Eulipotyphla; Soricidae.
UGACCGCCUUCCGGACUCCCCCUGCUCUGACCGCCUUAAACGUCCCGGGGUCAUUUUGUGACUCCCCCGCAGAGCUGGGCCCGCCUGACCUGGCAGUGCCCGAGACCACCCGCACUGAGUCGUCUCGAGCCCUUGGGCCGCGUCCCGCCCCCGACGUCAGAGCGGGUGGGCGCUGCCCGUCCACCACCUCCUGGGCGCGGCUGGGGGAGGCCGUGCGGGGGGCUGCGGGCCAGGGACGGCCACCCGGAUGGGGCCCUCCUGCGUGUGCCCACGCCAGCCUUCGCUCUGCCUCCGGCCGGCGCCCGUGACGCGGGAAAGGCCCGGACCCGGAGCGGCCGCCCAGCCUCCCUCAGGGGCUGGGCAGUCCCCGAUGUCCGUCCCCGCUCCCACCCCGCUCUGGACUUCAGAUUCAGCCGCAGGGAGGGGGCGAUCGCGCCUGUGCUCCGGGUCAGGGUUUGUUUUCACACCCCGCCGGCAGAGGUGCGGGCCAGGGGCAGGGGGCAGGGGGCCAGGCCCGGGCUGGGCGUGGCCCGAAGGCGGCCUUCGCUCCCGGGUCACGGCCAGGGCGCGGGGGCGUGGCCAGCAGGGUCGGGCCCGGAAGCGCGAGGCCCCGCCCCGCGGCCCCGGGUGUCCGCGCGCGUGUUGCCGAUAAAGUUUUCCCGAGCGGAAGCGCGGCGGCCGGUCACGUGAGCGGAAGAUGGCGGCCGCGGCGGGCGGCGGUGCCUCCGCGGUGUCCGUGCUGGCUCCGAACGGGCGGCGCCACACGGUGAAGGUGACGCCGAGCACGCUGCUGCUGCAGGUUCUGGAGGACGCGUGUCUGCAGCAGGACUUCAGCCCCAGCGAGUAUGAUCUCAAGUUUCAGCGGAAUGUGCUUGACCUGUCUGUCCAGUGGAGAUUCGCCAACCUGCCGAACCAUGCCAAACUGGAGAUGGUGCCUGCAUCCCGGAGCCGUGAGGGGCCCGAGAGCAUGGUGCGUGUGGCGCUGCAGCUGGAGGACGGCUCACGCCUGCAGGACACUUUCCGCGCGGGACAGACGCUCUGGGGGCUGCUCAGCCAUUUCCCGCAGACAAGGCAGCGCCUGGAGCAGCCGUGCGGGGCGACCCCCGUCUGCGUGCACAUGAGGGAUGAGGUGGCUGGCACAGCUGAGCUCCAGCACAGGACACUGCGGUCACUCGGUCUCACCGGCGGCAGCGCCGUGAUCAGGUUUGCCAUGGAGUGCCGUGACUCGGCGUCCACGCAGGCGCCCAGGGACUCUGGCCCUGAGCCACUGCUGCCAGACUCGCGGGCGCCAAGCCCCCCGCUGCCCACCGGGCCUGCAGGGUUCAGCCACGGGGACUGCGGCCAGGAGGCGGCGGCAGGGCCCACAGAUGACCCCGGGGAGCUGCCCCGCCCCGAGCCCACAGCCCCCGUCUCUGCCGCUUUCUCCGGAGGUGGCCAGCGGCUGGGGCACCCCCUGGGGCCCGUGAGGUCCCUGCCGGCAACUGCCACUAAGUCACAGAAGCCCGUCUCCAGCCCCGGGGGCCCCUCCAGGCCCAAGAAGUCGAAGCCAGGGCAGGAGCCCUUGCAGGAGCUCGAGCUGUCUAUGGAUCGCAGCCCGGUGGUCUGUCACCCUGACCUGGAGGAGCUGCCACCGGCCUGGCCGGCUGAACUGCCCGACGACUUCUUUGAAGUCACCGUGGACGAUGUGCGCCGCCGCCUGGCCCAGCUGGAGAGUGAGCGGAAGCGCCUGGAAGACGCCCCCUUAGUGACCAAGGCCCUCCGGGAGGCACAGGCCCAGGCAAAGCUGGAGCACUACCCCCAGGUGGCGCUGCGUGUGCUCUUCCCCGACCGCUACACCCUGCAGGGCUUCUUCCGGCCCCUCGAGACAGUGGGGCACCUGCGGGCCUUCGUGAAGAGUCACCUGAGAACCCCGGAGCUGCCCUUCUACCUAUUCACUGCUCCCCCUAAGACCCUGCUGGACGACAGCCUGACCUUCUUCCAGGCCAACCUCUUCCCUACUGCCCUCAUACACUUCGGAGCGGAGGGGCCCCCAGGCGAGGGCCCCUACCUGGAGCCCCAGCUGCUGGCACGUACCGUGGCUCCGUCCGCAGCAGAUGAGCUGGUGGCCAGGCACAUGUCCAGAGCCACCAAGACCCCAGCACUGCCCCCGGCUGCCCCUGCUACAGUGCCCAAGUCAGAGCCUCCCCUUGAGGCGUCCGAGCACCUGCCCAGCCCUGUGCCAUGCCCGCCUGCGAGGAGGGACCUGGGCAAGGUUCCCAAGUGGCUGAAGCUGCCAGCCAGCAAGAGGUGAGAUGCCAGCCUGGAGGUGCCUGCCGUCCUCUGCCCAGCAAGAAUAAAGUGGCUUUUCUCCGGUCA